Molecule: messenger RNA, 1485 nt
Organism: Lates calcarifer (barramundi perch)
Lineage: Eukaryota; Metazoa; Chordata; Actinopteri; Centropomidae
Gene: cebpd
Product: CCAAT enhancer binding protein delta
Exons: 1
Coding region: 239-1123 (294 amino acids)
Biological process (GO): DNA-templated transcription; regulation of transcription by RNA polymerase II; regulation of cell differentiation
Molecular function (GO): RNA polymerase II cis-regulatory region sequence-specific DNA binding; DNA-binding transcription factor activity, RNA polymerase II-specific
Source: RefSeq, a predicted model, not a curated record
GCGAAAGUACAGAUGCCUCAGAGGAGUGACAAGAAGUGUAUCAGCAUCCUCGAUGACAGGAGCCUGACAAGUCAGCACCCGGGGAUAAAAGCCAAAUAAGAGUUUUUAAAGCGCAGGGCCUGCAGAGAGAGAGAAGCCGCUGCAGGGUCACUGAGCAGCAGAGAGCUGUCACAUCUGUGGGUUACUUUUUAACAAGUUUAUUUCCUUUCUAAACCACGUGGACAAGCCAUCAGAGUUCAUGUGUGACAUAUACAGCCUGGACUCUCACUGCGUGUCUCCACAAUGCAACAUGAGUUGGGCGAUGGAGCCUGCUAACUUCUACGAGAGCGCCAAGCUGGGCGGCCCGCAGCAGGGGGUCUGCAAGCCGGGCAGCAGGGGAGACGGAGCGGGCGAGGACGGCACCAUGGUGGAGCUGAGCACCGCCCCUGCCAUGUACGACGACGAGAGUGCCAUCGACUUCAGCCAGUACAUCGAGUCGAUGACAGCCGUGCCGAAUCUGGAGCUGUGCAACGACGAGCUCUUCCUCGACCUGUUCAACACCGUGAAGCAGGAGAAGGUGGAUCUCUACAACAUGCAGAACUCCGUCCUGCCCGGCGGCAUGCACCAGCUGUCAACCACAUACACAGCGGAGAGGAAGGCGGACAGCGGGCUGGAGAAGGGGGCGUUCAGCGCGCCCAUCAAGCAGGAGUCCGACUGGAGUGACAGCGACAUGUCCUCAUCCCUGCCCUCCCAGAUCGAGACCUGCGCCCAGACCUCUGUGAGCCUCCCCACGGGGCAGCCGACUCCCCCGACGACCCCAGAGCCAGUCUCCGCGGUCAGCUCGGCUAAAUCCUCCCCGAGGAAGAUCGGGAGGGAGAAGGGGAAGAAGUCGGUGGACAGGUUCAGCGUGGAGUACAGACAGAGGCGAGAGAGGAAUAACAUUGCAGUGAGGAAAAGCAGGGACAAAGCCAAGAGGCGCAACUUGGAGAUGCAGCAGAAGCUGAUCGAACUGAGCGCCGAGAACGACAGACUUCACAAAACUAUCGAGCAGCUAACCAGAGAGCUCACCGGCCUCAGAGAUUUCUUCAAGCAGAUACCCAACUCCUCCUUUGCGGCUCUCUCCACGAGUGCGGAGAGCCGGUGACACAUUAACUCUUCUAUGAACUGAGCUUUUAGGACACAUACCUCAAGAGACAUUUUGUUUGUUUGUUUGUUUGUUUGUUUUACCAUCUGUACCAGAUGUAUUUUAAGCUUACCAUAAUGGCACUGGAAAUAUAUGACGUUGUUGCUGCCAUAUUUUUUGUGGGAUUUCUCUGUAUUAAAUUAUUUUACCACUGCAUUUAUAUGAUGUUAUACCUGAUAUGGUACAUGUUUUAUAAUUCCAAACUUUGUAUAAGAGCCAGAGCAUGAUGUUUUAUAUAAUUUGUAUGAAACCUCGAAAAACUUUUUUUUGUUUUUUUUUUUUGUUUAUGGAAUCUACAAUAAAAUCACUGAAAAGGUGCAGAA